AUGUGUUCGUCUCCUAGUUCUCCAAGUCUAGAGAAGAUAAUGGAACGUCUCGAUGGCUUAGCGCUUCAACUAGUUCCACUCACUACCCUUCUGUCCGAGGUUCAGAGCAUCAAAGGGGACAUAUCUGAUAUUAAAAAAACUGUCCAUGAUAACACUGAGAAAGUAAAUAGGCUUGAGUGCAGGAUCAUGACCGUUGAGAAAUCUAUCUCCGAUAUGAAGAAAUCUCAUUCCGAGAUCAAAGACCUCAAGGAGAAGGUUCUCCAAUUGGAAACAGAUCUCAAUUCUAAAGAGCAAUGGCUAAGAACCAAUAAUGUGGAAAUUAAAGGAGUCCCACAAAAGCCGAACGAAAAUCUUUAUGAUUUAUUAGGAAAAAUUGGCACUAAAAUAUUGUAUCCAGUGUCCAAAGAAAAAGUUAACUUUAUAACCAGAGUACCAGUACGCAAGGGAAACAACACCAAAAACAAACCAAUUAUUAUUUCUUUCAUAAACCGAUAUGCUAAAGAAGACUUCGUUGCAGCCGGGCGUGCCUAUAAGGGUCUUAAUAUAUCGGACGUAGGAUUCGAAGGAAAGGAGCACAUCUUUAUUAACGACCAUCUUACAGCUCGGAAUAAACAGCUCCUUUCACAGACCAAGGCACUAGCAAAGGAAAAAAACUACAAGUAUAUUUGGGUACAGCAUGGCAAAAUACUGGUGCGUUUCACCGACAGUUCUCCCCCUUUACAUAUAAGAUCAGAGAAAGACUUAUCAAAAAUCAAUUAG
Leptidea sinapis is the source of this 759-nucleotide messenger RNA. RefSeq lists its product as uncharacterized. The coding region runs from base 1 to 759 and encodes 252 amino acids. Lineage: Eukaryota; Metazoa; Arthropoda; Insecta; Lepidoptera; Pieridae. The record is from RefSeq and is a predicted model, not a curated record. The transcript has a single exon.